This is a messenger RNA of Bacillus rossius redtenbacheri, 12937 nucleotides long. RefSeq names its product broad-complex core protein isoforms 1/2/3/4/5-like. Gene Ontology annotation, biological process: regulation of transcription by RNA polymerase II. The record is from RefSeq and is a predicted model, not a curated record. The transcript is spliced from 7 exons. Gene Ontology annotation, molecular function: protein binding; DNA binding. The coding region runs from base 252 to 1379 and encodes 375 amino acids. NCBI's taxonomy places the organism in Eukaryota, Metazoa, Arthropoda, Insecta, Phasmatodea, Bacillidae. Gene Ontology annotation, cellular component: nucleus.
GAAAAAUAUUUGUUGACAGUGAAGUUUUAAGUUAAAGAAAAUAAAAAGGAAGUCAUGAAAGUUUUUGUGUUUCAGUUUUAAAAAGAAAUUUAAUAAUACAAUUUAAACCUUAAGAUUAUUUCAUCAAAGUUAUAAUGAUCUUAACUUUACUAUUAAAAUAAAUUUAAAUUUUUUAGUGCAUUUAUAGUAAAAGCCGGUUUGCUCUGUGUUUACUUACAUUAGUGGGAUACAGUUGAAGGCAAUUGUUUGCGAUGGGCGAGGAGAACCAGUUCUGCCUGCGAUGGAGCAACUACCAGCAGCAGCUGGGGGAAGCAUUCCGCAUGCUGCUCGAGCGGGAGAUGCUGGUGGACGUGACGCUGGCGUGCGACGGCAGGUCGCUCAGGGCUCACCGCGCCGUCCUCUCUGCCUGCUCCAGCUACUUCCAGGGCCUGUUCCAAGAGAGCACGCACUCCCACCCGAUCGUCAUCCUGAAGGACGUGAAGUUCGAAGAACUGGAGUCCCUGGUGCACUUCAUGUACAACGGCGAGGUGACGGUUGGCAACGACUCCCUGCCUGGCUUCCUGGACACUGCAAAGACUUUGCAGAUAAGGGGGCUCACCGUCGGGCCAGACGAUGUCGCUGAAUCCUCCAAGAUCAAUUCAGCGGCAUCAGAUGAACUCUCAAAUGACAGUGCCACAGAAGAGCAGAAGACUGAUUUAGAAACUGUGAAUACCAGGAGUGCAGAGUACUUCUGCAACCCAAAAAGAAUCAAAACUGAGCACGGCACAUUGGCUGAUCCUACUGAAGAUGUACAGCAUCAAGAUGAUAUCAGUUUUUCGGACACAUCAAAUGUUGCUACACGUGUCAACAGUAAUACUGGACAAUGCAGCUUUAAAUCUUUAAACCUUGAAGUUGUAUCUUCCGAAUCGUACAGAUCUGAGCGAGAUCAUGGCCGUAAUAGUGUGUCGCACAUGGUCGAUACCAUUGGUCAUUCGUUACAAGCAGGGCAAGCGGAUGGAACAAGAUCUCCCAGCCAGUUUCCUUUGAACCAGAACCACGGGCUGCACCAGUCCGUCUUCCCGCACCACCGUUCGGGCACGGGGUUCUCUGCCCGGCCCUUCAGGCACCGCGUGCUGUGGGGCACGGAGCAGCUGGCGCAGCUGGAGUCGUGGUACGCCGCGGACCGCUACCCGUCGGGCCAGACCAUGCGGCGGUACGCAGACGCCCUGGCCAGCCUCAACCCCAACUCGUACAGCCCCACCCGCCAGAACGUCGACUACUGGUUCCAGAACCGGCGGCGGCGAGACAGCCACCCGGAGGUGAUGCAGCAGCGCGAGAAGAAGAAGAUGGCUCGCACUCUGUGGGGCCAGAUAAUGGACCAGAGGAUGGCUCACAGCUGAUUAGCAGCCUCGCCCCACCAGUUGGUCCCUCACUGUCCGUUGGGUUGAAUCAAGCUCGUUCGUUCCUUUUUUUUUAUAGAUCUUUCAUUAGCAGUUGAUGGCAGUAGGACUCAUGUAGUAACAUACGUGAGGAAAAUCCUAACGGUUUGUGUGGUUCCGCACAGGCAGAAUUUAGAUAGAAAUAUGAUAGUUUAUACCACUUCACAACUCUUUGCAAACCAUUCAUGGAUAAUAUAUAUUCAACUUAAAAAUUCUCUUACCGUGAAAAUUAAGUGAUUCAAAAUUAUUUGUGAGUCAUGUAUGCAAACACUCCCGUUCCAGAAAUAUAGAUCCAGUAGUUUUUUUUUUUUCAUGCAAUUUUCUACUUCAUGAUAAAUUAUGCUCUUCACUCUGUUGCAGGGGUUGUGUGGUUCGGCGGAAUUUUAACUCUCUCUCAUAAGGGACAAGUUUAUACAUUGUUUUUUUUCUUUUAGUUACAAAAAAAAAAGCAAGAUUUUGGUCCAUACUUCCUGUAGUCAGAAAUUUUUUGGUUCUAGAUAUGUGUUUACUUUUUAGCCAGUGUAUGUCAGAGGAGUGGAAGAAGCACAGCAUGUGUACAUGUUGUUUAGUGUUAGAAUUAGUUGUCUUGUGCCAUUAAUAGAGCCAAGAUUAUAUGGUUUUAUGCGAAAUCGCGAAUUUUCACGCGAAAUUCAUCCCAAACCGCGAAAAAUGCGAAAUGUUUUCUAACCACAAAUAAACACCUCAAUAUUGAUUUAAAUCGUUAACUACCGACUAUUGGUUGAUUGACAAAAAUUCCGUAUCUGUUUGUAGAAGAAAUGGUCGUCAUCCAACUGCAGUGUGGUGGUUAUUUAAUGCGUUAAUUAUUCAUCUUAAAAAAUUACAAGAUAUCACAAAAAUUGACGAUUUCACGAACAAAAAAAAGAUCGUUAUCGGAGUUAGGUUAGGGUUUUUAAACGCAUCUAGCCACUAGAGAUCACGCAAUAUUAACAACUGACAAUCGUAAACUUAAAAUUAUCAAGUUAACAAACACAACAACGUGAAAAAUCUCAGCGCCUUGUUUGCUGUAGAGGUGGGUUGUUACAGCAAUUUUCGAUAUCUGUUCCAACCUGAUACUGAUACAGCAUUGUACCAUGUUACAAGUCUCUGAUACUUCUGUAUCAGACGGUCCCAGGAGGCAACAAAGCUCCGCGUACGCAGACCGUGCGACCGGAAGGAGAAUCUGAUACAUUAUUUAUCACGCCUGGUAAUUCUCAACCUCUGAUACUCUCAUGCCCGCCUGAUACAGCCAGUAUCAAUCAGUUCAACAUUCACUGCAGUUCGUCCUGGCCGUGUAUCACCAUGUUGCGGGCUGUCAUGCUUUGUAGUUAGUAUCUUUAUAGUGAAAUAAGGAAUGGAUAAGUGCACGAAAAAGACUUCAUUUGUGUGGAAUAUUUUCACGGAAAAUAAUGAGUUUGCUAAUUGUAAUUUGUGUAAACAAAAACUGAGUUAUAAAUCAUCGACUAAUCUGAAGAAACAUUUGAAACGUAAACAUUGAUAUAGUAUGCUCACUAAUGUACCUAUCUGUUUUUUUAUUUUUUAUUUUUGAUAAAAUCGUGAAUUUUUAAUGUAUAAAAACACUAGUUACUAAUUGUUUUCGAAAAAAGAAAGUCCAUAUGUUGAUUACAUCUGUUAUUAGUGUCAACUGAGAAUUUAUUUGCAUUUUCAUAGCUGUUAGGUGCACAAAUAUAAAUAUUAUAUCUUGUAUUAAUGUACUUUUUAAUAUGAAAAUUUCAUUAGUUUUAUUAUUGAACGAGACGGUGCACGCACUGCGCACUGAGCGUACUUUGAAGUAGGACAAUAAACAAAACGACUUGUAACCAGGGCUGCCACUCUGAUAUUCAUGAAAAACCUAGAUAACCUACAAAAAAAACCCAGACACAUGGGUAAAAACCCAGAUGUGUCUAAAAUGCUAUUGUUGAAAAUGUUUGCGUACUAAUUCAAAAAUAUAAACAUAACUGGUUUUAAUAUAAAACAAUUAAUUACCUUACAAGACUGAAAACGGUUAAAUACAACCAAUACAAGAAAAUUACACUGCAGCAAAAUGGCUGUAGAAGUAAUUCUUGGACCAGCACAUAUCAUAAAAAAACCUACAAAUAUAUACAUGACAAAACAAACACCAUCACUGCAUUCUUUAAACCGGUAAUUGUUUUUAUAAAACUGCAUCAUGUACGUUAGUCUUUAUUCAGAGUCUGAUUCUACAAGAUUGGUUUGAAGGUUAAUUGUUGCAUUGGUUUUGUGUUCUGCAAGCCUCUUUGAAGAAUGUGUCUAAUUUAAUAUUCGACUUAGCUUCUUGAAAACUAGUUUUGUGUUUAUAUGUAUUUUUGUGUGUGAAACACAUACAGUAGAAUACCGGUACAACGUACCUCAUUAUAACGUAUAUUUCAAUUUAACGUAUUUUUUUUAAGUCCCCGCCAAAAAUCGUAUCUUCACCAUGCAAAACUGUUUCAGUUUAAAGUAUCAUAUUUUCACUAUAACGUAUAAAUUCUACUAGUAGCGUGGCAUUACUACACCAAAAUUUACUUAAACUGGUAAAUAAAUUUCCAGCUAAAUGAUUAAUGUUGUAGAACAAACAUUAACAAAUACCACCGCGACGUAUUUUCUAACCUCUAAACCCUCAAAACAAAGUUAACAAACAGUUGCGCGCACUACCAUAGAUUAAACCAUACGUAGUAUGCGACGUGAGCAACACAACACCAUUCGAUACAUCGAAACACGGAAGUUUGAGAGAAGUAUUAAUUAUUUAGACAAAAGUGUUACGCUACGCUAAUAUACUGUUUGACGUCUGUGCCGGGAUUGUUUAUUGUUAUUGUUGAGUUUAUUUUCAGGUUACGUUAUUUAGACACUGCAUUGUAUUUGUGCUACAAAAUGAGUGACUCUGGAGAUAAAAAGAAACGAAAGCAAUAAACGCUUAAGGAAAAAGUGGAAAUAUUAAGGGAACUAGACAAGGGGAAAAAGCAAGUCGCAGUUGCGAAGACAUAUGGCAUUGCGGCGACAACUGUUAGUACUAUUGUAAAAGACCGGGCAAAUAUUGAAAAGAUGUAUGAAGAAUCUUUGUUUGGUUGUGACCGCAAAAGGCUUCGUUCCGGCGAUCAUCAAGGUUUGGAAGAUGCCUUGAACAAAUGGUUGAGGGAAGUACGAUCAAAUAAUGUUCCUGUAACUGGCCCAAUGUUGCAAGCUAAAGCAAAACAGUUUGCAUUGCUUAUGGAGAUUCAAGACUUCCAAGCCAGUUCGGGGUGGUUGCACCGGUUCCGGGAACGACGUGGUAUAUCAUGGAAGGUUGUUUGUGGGGAGGACAAAGAUGCAGACUCAGAGGCAGCAAACCAGUGGAAGGAAGUAAAGUCGGAGAGUAUUUUUAAAUCAUACUCAGUAGACAAUAUUUUCAAUGCUGAUGAAACUGCAUUUUUUACAAGCUUUUGCCGAACAGGACAAUGGCAUAUAGGGGUGAAAAAUGCACUGGAGGGAAAAAAGCAAAUGAAAGGUUGUCUGUGUUGUUUUUUUGCAACGCCACAGGAACAAAAAAAUUGAGGCCAUUAAUCAUUGGUAAACACAAGUCUCCCAGGUGUUUCAAGGGAGUUUCUUGGCUUCCUGCUGAUUAUGCAAGCAACACCCGUGCAUGGAUGACAAGAGAACUGUUCUCAAACUGGCUCAUGAAAACCGAUAAGGACAUGAAGAAAGAGGGAAGAAAAAUUCUUUUGUUGGUAGACAACUGCGCAGCACACACUGUUGAUCUUCGACUGUAAAACAUCAAACUGAUGUUUCUGCCACCUAACUGCACAUCUCAGUUACAGCCCCUUGACCAAGGCAUUAUUCAGAAUGCUAAAGUGCAUUUUCGAAAACGUCUUGUUGAGAGGUUGCUCAUCAACAUUAGGUUGAAAGUGCCCACCAACAUCAAUGUUCUUCAGGCAAUUGAGAUGAUUACUGGUGGAUGGUGGAAUGUUCAGCCAGAAACUAUUGCCAACUGCUGGAGAAAGUCUGGCAUUGUUAACUGUAACACUGACGAGCUCACUGCAACUUCAUCAGACCAGGAUGCAAGCCAUACUACAGCACAAACAUGCGAAAGCAAUGACAUUGACCCUGAAGUAUGGCAAGAAGUGUCAACCUCCAUGCAGUGUGAUGCUGUUUAAUUCACAGACUAUGUGUCUGUGGAUAAUGAAACAGAAACAACACCAGUGUUGACUGACAGUGACAUCGUUAGUGAAGUCAUUCAAUCACAGUCAUCAAAAGUCGAAUCAGAUGAUGAUUCUGACACUGAGGAGCCGCCUGUGACAGCUACAGAAGCUAUUCAGAGCUUAGAGAAACUGAACAAAUUUAUCUCUAAACACGAAAAGAUUCCAGAAGGGAUCAGGAAAUCUUUCUAUGAGAUAGAACAUUUUGUUCAACAGAGCAUCAUUCAAGCUCAAAAACAAACUGAAAUAACAGAUUUUUUUUUUAAAAAUAACUAAACUUAAGUUAUACAUACACACCAAUGUUUAACUGAAGUCAGAUGUUGGCCAAAAAAUAAUGUAUCUUAUAAUGUCGCUAUUUUUUUAAUAUUUUUUUUUCUCUUUGUAAAGAUGAUAUGUAUGUAUGUUUCAGUACUAAGUACUUUCAGUACUAAGUACAAAAACGUGAGGUCCCUGUAAGUACUUAGUACUGAGAUUCUACUGUAGACUUGUUUGCAUUUAUCAAACAGAUAUUGCAACAGAUACAGUAGCUACUACCUUUAUUAUUGUUUUAGGUAUAAAAUAAUUAAAAUUAUAAAAAACCUAGAAUUGUUGGAAUUCAUUAUUUAAAAACCCAGAAACCCAAACACCAUUGGAAAAACCCAGAUCUGGGUGGAAAAACCCAUGAGUGGCAGCCCUGCUUGUAACAAUAUCGCUUUGCGCCUCUCCUUCAAGGCUUCAACGCCUUCCCCUGCGCUUCCUCCCCUACAUUCAUUCCCUUCUUUAUCCCUUAUUCGUCGUUCCUGCUCCCUCCCCUUUCACAAGCUCCGCCCAAGUGACCGUCAUCUGCGAUCGGGUACUGCGCUCAUUGGCUGUGGUGUUCCAGGUGAAUUUGAACUGAUACUAAAGUCUCUGAUACUUUUCAAGUGUACUCGUUUGCCGUUCCUGAUACAGGCACGUAUCAGUGACAAAGUAUCAGGUUGAUACUUUUCGACCCACCUCUAGUUUGCUGUAUCCUUUGAAAAAUACACCUGAAAAAAAACUGUAUUCAUUAAAUAAAUACGUAUGAAAAUAAAAUAAAAGCGAACAUUGAUAUUUAAUGAUCACUUAAUAUUUAAUGAAAUUUCACUGUAACGCAAUUUUGUGUGCUUGUUGAAUAAGCAGUUUACCGUGAAGCCUUCAUUUUCAUUUCACACUUCACAGGCGAGAGUGCCAAAGUCGUAACAUAAUCGAAGUUUUCCGAUCGCUAAUGAAAAAGCACCAUAUUGCAAGGAUUUAUUUAUUUUACGGUCAUUAAAUAUUUUAAAUAACGCUUACCUACCCAACCCUCCCGGAAAAUAAAUAAAAACAUUUAUUUCACUGACCUGACAUAACCUAACCUUUUACUUCGGGUUGAGUAUAUGGCUCUCGCCUGUAAAAAGUAGGCUUCCCGCGGUUUAUUUUUUCGCUAAAACUUCAGUAAAUACUAGUUUUUGGUACCUCCGGGCUUUGUUUACAAAUGACGUGCAUAAAUGAAAGCUAAAUUUCUUAAUCAUGCCGAAAAAUAAAGCUACUGCGGCAUCACGUGCUGACGAGUUUAAGAAUGAGGGAUUAUAUGUCAGUGACGGAAAAAUACUUUUCUGUAAAUAUUGUAAUUGCCGUUUGGAGCAUGAACGUUAAGGACACGGUAAACAAGCACAUAAUUAGCGACAAACAUGUAAAAGCUAAACGAUCCCCAUGCACUUUGAAACGACAGCUUUCUAUCCCAGAAGCAGGAGUGGCGCAAAUAUGCGCAAAAAAACAAAAGGAAGAUUUUGUUCUCGAAACUGUUGAAGCCUUUGUAGCUGCAGGUAUUCCUCUUGAGAAACUUGACAACAGCAAGCUGACUGAAUGGAUGCAGAAGCAUGUAAGUGGUGCUGGUGAUCUUCCAACAGCGGAUUGGAUGAGGAAAGUACAUUCCCCUACUUAGAGAGAAAAAAGAAGUGGAAAUCAAGCAGCAGCUCUUGGGGCAAGAUGUGGUCAUACUCGCAGAUGAAACCACUGACAAGAGUAAUAAUUGUGUUUUCAACAUCUUGUUUAAAAUUCUGAAACCAUGUGCUGAACAAGAUGUUAUCUUAGGGGCUUCUUGUGUCCUUGAUGCAGCAAAUGCUGUUUGUUGUUCUCGGGCAGUGAUUGAUGUAUGCUCCAAAUAUGAAGUCAAGGAAGAAAACAUAAUUGUGUAUGUUACAGAUAGUGCCAGGUACAUGACAAAAUCUGCUGGUACCCUUGAAGGUGUAUUUGGUGACCACAUGUACCACAUACAAUGUUGGGCCCAUAAAGUAAACAAAAUGAAAGCGGAUUAUCCUGAAUUUGCAGCUGCUGCUUUAAAGUUAAUAUGGAUACCUGCAACGAAUGUGGACUCAGAAAGAUCUUUUUCUAAGUAUUCUGUAGUUGUGACAGAAGAAGAUCUCUAAAACCAGAGAAUGCUGAACUGCUGACAAUGGUGGCUUUUUCCUGAGCUUAAUUAUAUUGCAUUUAUAGAACAAAAGUUUAACUGUAGUUUCUAUUUUAAUUAAUUUAGACUCUCUCCUGAACUCAGGAACAGUACUUACCUGCAUAAGAAUACUGAAUAUUUUAGUUGUUAAUUUUUUAUGUACUCUCAACAUAGUAUUGUUUAAUGUGCAUAUUUUAAGUCUCUAACCACAAAUUAUUGAAGCAUUUGAUCAAGGCAGCUCUGCUAGGUGUGUACAUGUUAUUACAUGUGUUUUAAUUUUUUAUGACGAUAAAGACGAAAUCCACAAUUCUUAAUGACGAAAAGUCCUUUUUCAUAACACCAUAAAAUCUUGGCUCUAGCCAUUAAUUGUUUAUGUAUAUUUAAAUUUAAUUUUUUUUCUAGUCAUACUAUAUUAAGUACUUGUGUAAGCACUGCCAAUGAUGUCACUUUCUUUUAUUACUAAAAACGUGAUGUGCAAAUUUAUUCCGUGAGGUGAUCCGAAGAUAAUCAUUAUGCAUGUAGGUAUUUUUGAGCUCUCUUGUUGUAGACUCGUGUAGGCCAGACUAGCAUGCGACUAAAAUAACAUAUUUUUAAGGCUCUGUCUCACCUCCCCUCUCCCCUUCCAAGUUUUUUUAAAUUUAUUUUCUCUUAUUUACAUACUAUUAUUGAAAGGAUUUUCCAGUAAAUUUGUCAUGAUAGCUCUCCUGCAUUUGUUGUGUGAUAAUUAUGAACUCUCGCAUGACUGUUUACCGCUAUUGGAUAAUAUAUAAUAAUUAAUAAAUAUCUGUAGGGAAAAUUUGAGACUAAACACAAAUGCAUGAAAGCUAUCAUGAUAAAUUCACAGGAAAAGCCUGUAAAUGAUACUGAUUACAUGGCCUAUGGGAACGAGCCUUUAAGCUUGACAGUUAAGAAGGGAAUUAAAAUGAGUGGGGAGAUUGAAAGUUUGGUGUACUUCAGUGCCUGUAGCUGUGGGUGGCACCGAACCACCCUCCAUCUCACCCUCUUUCAUUCCACUUCCCCGCCAGAUGUCAUUUAGUUUUUCGAUUAUAGCAGGCUUGACAGCCGCAAGAAUCGUUAUAAAUUUUCAUAUUAGAUAGUAGGUUGCAAGCAUGUCAUGUUCGCAAGUGGGCAAAUAUGAUAUUUAUCGUUAUUUUUGUAAUAAUUGGAAUAUUAAUAUGGCUUAUUGCUCCAAUUGUGUGUAGGUUUCAUAAGCAAUCAUCUUUGAGUUGUAUUACUGUGUGAAUUGCUCCGACAAGAUUGUCAGAAUUAAAAUUGUUCUCUUCUCAACCAUGACUUCUAUGAAUCAGAGGAGGGGAAAUGCCCGAACUAUAGUAUAGCUAUCGCUAAAUAUAUUAAUUUAUGGUCUUGAAGGUCAGCUUACACAGCAAGGUAAGGAAAUUCAAACAGAAUCUUUGGAGUGCUAAUUAGGUUGAAUAAUUCUUUCCUUUCCUGCAAGUCACAACUGUGCUAGUGUGCCUAAUGCUUACACAUGUAUGUAAAUUUAAGCAACACUAGUCGUGAAAAGCUUUUGAACUAGUCAGGCAAAGAGAACACUGUGCAACUAUUUGUGGUUACAUAGAUACUCGCCACCCUCACCUGAGCACUAGUUCUCCCAUGUUGUGUAAAAAAUAACAAAAAUAGUGUGUGAGGAUGAAGUGAAGGUGAUUUAACCUUGUAAUUCACUAGUUUUUCCAGCUUCACAGAUGUCUUGGUUGAGUUAAAUAUGUUGGUGUCUAUGAUGGAAAACAGACAUUCAGUGCAGAAACAUUGUAGUUUUGGCAUUUGAGACAAUGACAGAAUUUUAAGACAAGAUCAUGUUUACAGUAAUGAAUAAAAUAAAAUAAAAACUAUCCACCCUUAAUUAGGUGAUCAUGUGGUCUCGUGUAUGAAAGCAAAUAGCACAUUCUUGUUAAGAUGUGUGCCAUUGCAUUGUGUGUAGAGCUGGGCCAAUACUGAUUUCCGGUCGAUUAAUCUGUGUUGGUAUUGUCAUCUUACCGAUUUUCGCGAGCAGAAUCAUGCUCGCCCAUAUUUCACUAUGAUCAGUGAAUGUAUUUAUCCGCAGAAGGUUUUUCCAGUCACUAUCUGUGUCUGUCUUUUCCCUUACUUCUAAACUACAAAAUGGAUUUUGAUGCUGUUUUCACCAUCAUUUAGAGAAUUUUUUGAUGCUUAUAAGUACUUUCUUAUUAAAUCUAAUUGUCACCACAUUAGGAGAUUUCAGCAAUGCAAAGACAGGGUGGGUCGCUAGUGUGAUACAUUUAAAGGAAAUUUUUUUCUCAGUGUGUACAUUUUUCUAUAUCUAUUUUUGUUUUAUUUAUGUAAGCUCACGAUAAUAUUUACUUUGAAAAAAUAAUUACUUUGAAAAUAAAAUAAAAAGUAGAUUUUUUUAACAAUCUGGAACACAUCACAUUUGGGUAAAAAAAACCAGUAUUUAACAUAUUUUAGUUUACUUAUCAUAAAUGAAAUUGAACAAGGGCAAGUACGAAAUAGGUCCUUGGGUACUGUGAUCGCUAAGGCAUAUGGUUAUGCUGUGUGACUCAACUUAAGAGCACCGAGUCGUAUCAAACAUGGUUCACAGCCCGUUGUAAUUACAGAUAUCCUAUUGUGCAACGUGAACCAUCAAUCCAUUCCAAAGGUUGGUAAGCGGCAAAUGUAAAGCGAAGCAUUAACGGCAUGGUUAAAUGCUGAGAUAUUUCAACUAAACAGUUUUUUACUUCCUUCUGAUUGUGACAUAUUUCUUAAAAACUAAUCAUUUAAGCACGUAAUUAACCACACAUUUGUGAACUAACUUAAUUCAAAAUUAACUUUUUCCUUUAUACCAUGCAUCAGAGUCUGUAAAAAAUUACUGCAAGCUGCUGAUAUUUCUAAUAAAUCUGGUGUUAAAAAAAUACAUUUUGGUGCCUAUUUUUCCAGUGCUUCAAUUUUAUUCUUUCGGUAAAUUUGUGUCAAAAUUUUAUUUUUAUCAAUAUCCUGGAGUGAAGUAAAAUAGACGUACAUAUUCACCGCAGUAUUUGUUUGCAUGUCAGUAGAGACAAAACCAUAUAGAAAAGUAAGUAGUUAGGUAAUUUAAAACUUCAUCUGUUCAAAUAUUAGUUUGUGUUGCCCACGUUAUUUAAAAAAAAUUAUGAAGACAUGAAACCAACAUGUUUCGUAUCAUGGUGCUAUUUUUUUUUUUUUGAAAGGAUGAUCAGAAUCAGUUAUAGGCCAGAUCGGCAGCAAGUGGAUCUGUAUCAGCAUGAGCGACCAAAUUCCCGGAUCGGCCUAGCUCAUAUUGUCUGUUUGUGUUUGUGCGAGCACAUUCAGUGGUGUAACCCCAGAACAUGGAUGGCGAAACGACAUGCGUGCCAGCGGUGGCCCGCGACAAAAAUAAUUUGGGCACACCAUGUUCUUACUUGAUUUCUAAAAGUAACUAAGUACAAGCCUGAUUUUUGCAUCUAAUUUGCAACAGCAGAAAUCACACUAACCUUUUCUUUUAUUUGGAUAAACGUAAUAUAGUAAACAUUUUGAUUGCUGUACAAAUUUCUAGUUGCAAAUAAAGAGUUUUUAAGUAACAUCUAGUUUUAUAUCUAUCCAUUAUUAUUAUCAUCACUAAGUCAAAUUUUUUUGAUGGCACAUGAUCAUCACCAUUUUCCCCCCCAUAAAUAUGGCAAGAUCACCAAUAAAGAUUUGCCAUCUCUGCCCAAGGAGGUUAAUUAAUUAGUUAUGAAUUUGCACAUCUUACGUUUCCUCGAACAGGAAGGUAGCCAGUGAGUUGGGUGCCCGGGUGCCCAUGCAACAGCAACUUAUGUACUGUCACGUAAGAUUACCUGUCAUGCAAGACGGGUGGCGUCUUCAAACUCUUUGGACUUGCACAAAUGUUUUUCUUAAACACCGGAAAAUACACAUAGGCCUGCAUUUCUUCACAAAGAAAACAUUAAGAUUUGUCUCUGCUGUAAAAAUUUUUAAAUAAUUUUUUUCUCCCUUAUUUUUUUACAUUUGUUUGCUGUAUUUAUAUUUUAAAAGUGAUUUUUAGGUAAAAAAAAAUUACACACAAAUCAGUAAAGUAAGAAAAGAUCAAAUAUAUCACCUGAAAUAUUAAUUUAUGAAUGUAAUAUGCGACUUUAUAUAGUGAGUGUAUAUGUGUUUUUUAUUUAAAAAAAAAAUAAUGUAUGUUUGAAAAUCCAAACUGAGAUCUGUAAUUUUUUUUUUGUAUACCAAAUCAUGUCCAUGUGCUUUUUACUUGUAAGAUUACAUUUAUUAAUGCAAACCUGUCUUAUUUAAGUAAUGACUGAAUAGAUGAAAAAUAUUGAUGUGUUCAUAAAUAGCGUGAGUCAAAAGUCUUAGCACGUAAGAAUGUAAUUUUUGUUUUGUGACAUUUGUGUGUGAUAUAGAUUUGAUGGUUCCUAGAUGAUAACUAAUAGUACUGUAGAACUCUUAAUAAAUUCUACAGUAUGAUGGUAUGUCACUUAUGUACUAUUUAAAUGUUGCCUUCUGCUUAUGCAAUGUUGUUUUCAUGGCACAUAACUAAAAUGCAGAAGAUAUAAUUGCUGUGGCAUAUUAUAAAAUGUGCUGAAAUUUUUUUUUGCUGUUUUAGGGGCUUGGAAACCCAAGCAUUGAUAAACUUGAAAAUUUUCACUGUCAUUUGUUAUUACAUACUUCAUAGUUUUUAGAGCCAUGGUGUGGCAGAAUCUAUUUUCAUGCUAUGAAAUUUCACUUUUGUAAGCAAAAACUGUCCGUAUUUCACAAUGGACAUAUGUAUGUUGGAUUGGAACUUAGCAUCUAUAAGGUCACAGCUAUUUACUACCUAGGUAAUUCUUAUCAUCACCUUUGAAUUGAUUUUACUGGUAGUCAUAAGAUCAUUGUGUUAAAUCAUACACAAUCAUUUUUCAAUUUUAUUUGUAGAACUGAUGCCAUAACUUUUUACUUUGUAGUAAAAUGACAUAAAACUA